AUGGAUGGAUUGACGUUCGACGAUGUUUUCAAGCCUUCUGCCAACCGUGCUCCUCCUCCGCGGACGGAUUCGCCAGGAUCGCCAAAAGACAAAAAAGUUCCGAAGGCCCGAACGCACCUGGACAAUUUUCUGAGAGUAUGUCGAAAUCCUUCUUUUUCAUCGUUGUUUUUCCUUCCAGAAAACUCCUUUGAUGCUUCUGGAAGAGGGCGCGCAUGCCGUCUACGAGCAAGCGCCUUCCUUCCAAACCAGCGAAUACCAGACGACCAGCGGACCCGGAUUCGAGAUCAAAGUGACAUUGCGAGGAGUUUCCACGUCGGCUCGCGCGGUCAGCAAGAAGCUGGCGAAGCAGAAGGCAGCCGCUUUGUAUCUGCACGAAAUGCUCAAGAAGGGCGACCAGAAGGCGUGGUUCAUUCCGGGCGCGAACGAGGAAGAGGCUCAUCAGAACGUGGACACGACCCUUCGGAUACUGGAGGAAGGACGGCAGGCGGUGGUUCCGUUGAAGGAGAAAAAGGAGCUGUUGUCGGGCGACGAGAGCCAGUCGAUUCCGACGUCCCAAGGCAAUGUGCCGGACGGAAACUGGGUCGGAAUGGUGCAGGAGAAGCAUCAGAAGCUGAAGGUGCCGCCGCCGACCUACGAGGACUCGCAGCUGGCGAACAAGCAGUUCGUGGUCACGUGUACAGUGCGUAUUGGCCCUAAAAUUCCUCAAAUUGCUUGAAUUCUCAUUCCAGAUGUGCAACAAGAAGACGCGAGGGGUGAAUUCGACGAAAAAGGGCGCGAAAGCCGGUGCGGCGUACCUGAUGACGCAAUUACUAGAUAAAGGAAUAGAUUCGCUCCAGGAUUACCUCAUCGGUGAGUCUAUUCUGCCUUGAAAUCUGCUCAAAUUACAAUUUCAGACGAUUCUUCCGACAUUGAGGACGAGGAGCACGGCGAGAUCGCGAGGAUCGCCGAAGCGGCGUUCGCCGAGCAGAACAAGGAGGAGGCACUGAAGAAGGUGCUCUCCGACAAGCGGAAAUUCGGUCAAUUUGAGCUGAAUUUCCGUCUUCCGUCGGUGAACGUCCAACAUGUGCAUCAGAUCAUUCUAGAAGUGAAGGUGGCCCGCCCGGAUUCGCCCGAUUCGGACGAUCUGGCGGUGGGCGCCGAGCACACGGACACGGCAGAGCUCGAGAAGAAAGAGCGGGAGCGGCAGCAGCGGACUGUCACGGACCCCGGGCCGAAGGUCUUCUGCGGCUUCGGAACGUCUGAGGAGGCAGCGCGCGAGAAGGCGUGCCAAUCGGCGCUCAUUCACUUUAACACGUACAUUCUCAACGAGAAUCUCUAG
Messenger RNA from Caenorhabditis sp. 36 PRJEB53466, 1318 nucleotides. NCBI's taxonomy places the organism in Eukaryota, Metazoa, Nematoda, Chromadorea, Rhabditida, Rhabditidae. The record is from the annotation of a GenBank genome assembly.